UUGUGGCACUGUGUUUUCAGGCGAAUCCGGUCGUUAAGCGAUGCUCUGGGUUAUACCAAAAUCGAGGAACAAAGCUUGCCAGUGGAAUUGGAUCCUGAUCUCGAAUAUCCGGGCUGGGAACAAUAUCGAGAAAAUGCAGAGACUCAAUACCGCAGUGCCUUCUUCGAUGAAUUUGGUGGUUUCAUGAGAAAUACGGUGCCGGAUCUUGAAAACUGUGACGGUCUGCAGGAUCGAAGGAUUUGUCUCUCGCCUUCAUUUGAAAUGCGAAGAAAGGCGUCUGCCUAUUAUAUUGUCGCUUAUCGGAGUGAAUCAACAUAUGUACCACAACGAGUUUUAUCAUUUGGAUGGCUGGCUUGGGAUGUUUUGCGCAAAGUGAAAAGUGAGAUGAGAUUCACCAACGACAGGCCAAUUGUGUGCACCAUUCAUCCUUUCGGCCCGACAGGUUUGGGAAAUCUCUUCUAUAUCCUGAUAAAGUGGGCCAGUUUCCAUGGUUUGCUGAAUGAACGACUGAAUGCGACGCAUAUUUGCUUGCUGUUUGUGCAGUUCGGUCUUGGACAUCUUAAAAAUGACGAAUGCGCAAUGCCGGACAACUUUCUGGAACAGACGAACGAAAUAAGCCCGGCGAACCCCACAGAAGUUCAUGAUUUAAAUAGCCAGCUGGGUGGAAUUGGUUCAUGUCUGCUCAGAUUCUUCAAAUGUCUCAGUUCUCGCACUUUUCAAAUGCGCGAUUCGCUGGACUUCCGCAAUGUCGGAUAUUGUUCUUUAUUAGCCAAGGGACAGUGGAUGGAGCUGCAGAAGGUACGAAAUUUUAACACCCUAAUUCUGUAUUUUCUAAUGACAGUAAUCUGUGCUUCCUAA
Messenger RNA from Gongylonema pulchrum, 858 nucleotides. The record is from the annotation of a GenBank genome assembly. NCBI's taxonomy places the organism in Eukaryota, Metazoa, Nematoda, Chromadorea, Rhabditida, Gongylonematidae.